GAGAAGCAUAUUAAAAAAACUACAUACAAAUAUACAAUACAAGUCCAGGCCCUUAAGUUAUUUGUCUGCAUUUACCGAACUUAAUUAUAUUAUCUCUCAUCUUCACUCUCUCACCCACCUCGAAACCCAAACCCCAUUUUCUUACAUUCAGCGAAAGAGAACAUGAAAGAAGAGAUGGAGGGAAUCACAGCCAGCGUGUGCAAGGGUUUGAAGGAGUACUGGAGGAGAAGGGGAUACCAAAGGAUAAAUGGGUCGGGUCGGAGAAGGAUGAAUCGGGUGAAGCUAGGAAGCACGGGGACCCGAAAGGGUCGGUUCUGGAGGUGGAGGAUUAAGCUGUCACCCAAGAUCCGAAUCCACAAAAUCCCUUCGCCGAAGAAGUUGCUGGUGUGGGUGAGGGACGCGUACGUGAGGAUGAUGCUGGGUUUGGCGAACUCGCAGGUCAUGACGAUGAGUGCCUCGGCCUCCGGCUUCGGUGGCGGCGGAGACACCGCCAUGGGUGUGUUCGGGAGGGCUCCACCUAAGGAGUAUGAUGAGAAGACGAUCGUCCAGAUCUACAAGUCCCUGUUAAUCGCACAUGGACACUUGGUGCCACUCGACGAAGCCAAAAUCGCCUCUGUAAUCGAUUGCCGACGGUGACUGUAAGUAUCAUAACUGGCAAGUAUCAUAACUGAAAUUCACUUACCGUCGUCACCUUCCUACAGUUGUCGUGUGUUACUUUCUUUCUAUCCAAUUUUUUUUUCAUUUUUUUUUCUUUUUAGUAUUAUGUCUUGGACCGGUUUUAUUUUUAAUGUAAUUCUAUCAACUAGAUUCUUCUAGCUUCCUAUAAAUUACAUGUCAACAUCACCGCAAAAUAUUGGCAAAAACUGUCUUCUACCAAAACAGCACUCUUUACUUUUCUUUUGCCAAUCAUGUAGACCCAUGUAAAAAAAAUAAAUAAGAAAUAAAUAAAUAAAACUUAAUAUUGGCUAGUGGUGUGAUGAUGUGAUCAGUUUGAUUUGGUUAUAUAUUCAAUUCUUAUUAUUUUAUAAAAACACAAAACUAUAUUAUGCUAUAUUAGACUCGACCACAGCGGGAUUGAUAAUUUUACAUUUAUUUCCCUUUCCUGUUCUUAUAUUUACUUCUUCCAAAAAAAAUUUAUCAUUUAAUGCCUAAUACUGCCAAUAUGUCCUUAGUGUC
Molecule: messenger RNA, 1176 nt
Organism: Gastrolobium bilobum
Lineage: Eukaryota; Viridiplantae; Streptophyta; Magnoliopsida; Fabales; Fabaceae
Exons: 1
Coding region: 163-636 (157 amino acids)
Source: RefSeq, a predicted model, not a curated record